Folsomia candida is the source of this 745-nucleotide messenger RNA. RefSeq lists its product as uncharacterized. The record is from RefSeq and is a predicted model, not a curated record. Lineage: Eukaryota; Metazoa; Arthropoda; Collembola; Entomobryomorpha; Isotomidae. The transcript is spliced from 4 exons. Bases 100 to 534 code for a protein of 144 amino acids.
AAAAGCGACCCACGUAAUCUUUAACCUUAGUCGGAAUCGAGUCAUUUCUGUUUCAAGGCACAAAUUUUACAAAUUCUUAAACCUUACUUCGCAUAAAAAAUGCAAUUCUCCACUAUUCUUGCCGCGAUUUUGUCCUGCAUUUGCCUCGCUGCUGCCGGCGUUGUGAACGUUACACGGUGCGAAGGUUUUGGAACACCUAUCCAGACGCGAAUCAGUGACUGUGAAGGGUACUGUCGAUUUCAGCCGGGCCAAGUGUACAAUGCGGAACAAGAUUUUAUGCCAAGCGGUGCUACACCCUCGUUGACUUUGAUGGUGGAAAUUUGCCUGCAGAGUGGGGGUGGCGUUUGUAUGCAAAUUAUUGAUGCACCCCUCCCCAACUCGUCCGUCCAGCCGGGCUUCCUUUACACCGCCAAGUACUCCGUCGUCCCGAAUGAUGUCCUGUCCAAUAGAACGGUGGAGAUGAGGGCGUACAUUUCCCAUACGGGAACUACCCGGGUAGAUGUGUGCGUUUAUUGUGAUGUGGAUGUUUUGUAAAAAAAACAAUAUUUUAUGUCGCUGCACCGAGAAUAAAUAAUAUUGUAUUGAGAAGAAAAAAAUGUAUAAAAUUCUGAACCAUUUCAUCUUGUUCCUACCAUCAAUCCGGGAAAUACCUGGGUGUUUAUUGUGAUGUGGACGUCUUGUGAAAAAAUGACAAAAAAUAUUUUAUGUUGUUACUUGUACCCGAAAUAAAUAUGUAAUAUUGAAA